This is a messenger RNA of Nannospalax galili (Upper Galilee mountains blind mole rat), 1148 nucleotides long. RefSeq names its product natural cytotoxicity triggering receptor 3 (gene Ncr3). The coding region runs from base 174 to 839 and encodes 221 amino acids. Gene Ontology annotation, biological process: positive regulation of natural killer cell mediated cytotoxicity; natural killer cell activation; immune response-activating cell surface receptor signaling pathway. The record is from RefSeq and is a predicted model, not a curated record. The transcript is spliced from 3 exons. Lineage: Eukaryota; Metazoa; Chordata; Mammalia; Rodentia; Spalacidae.
GCAUGCAUUUGAUGCCCAAGGUCCUGGGCAGUGGCGGUCUUUAGCAACCCAUGAGUGAAUCCCAUUUGCCCCAGGAAGGUCCCCAAAAGGCCUGGCUACUAUAGGUAGCUGGUCACUCCUCUACUCAGACCUCACUGCUGCGGUCCCCCUUUCCAACCGGAGCACUCUCCAACAUGGCCCGGACGCUGUGGCUCUUCUUUAUCACCGUCUAUUCAGGAUCCUGUGCUCUCUGGGUGUAUCAGCCCCCUGAGAUUCACGCCCAGGAGGGCACCCUUGCUGUCCUGCCCUGUUCUUUCAAUGCCAGCCAAGGGACAGAGGCCAUUGGCUCCGUCACAUGGUACCGAGACAAGGUGGCCCCACGGAUGGAGGUGAGCAACGUGACCCCAGAGUUCAGGGGCCGUGUGGCCUCCUUUGCUGUUGCUCCCCGAUUCAUCAGGGAUCACAAGGCUGAGCUGCUCAUCCAGGACACCCGAGGUCAUGAUGCUGGCGUCUAUGUGUGCAGGGUGGAGGUGCUGGGCACGGGCAUCGGGACGGGGAACGGGACUAAGCUGCUGGUGGAGAAAGGACCUCCUCAGCAAGAGGCCGGCACAACACAAGAGACCCACACAGCCCUCUUCCUUCGGGCUGGAUUCUACGCAGUCAGCUUCCUCUCUGUGGCCACGGGCAGCACCCUCUAUUACCAGGGCAAAUGCGAGUCGGCGAGCCAGGGACAAGAGUGGAGGAGACAGAGGGACAGACAGCAAGAAGGCUUCAGGGCUGCAGCUCUGAACAGCCCCUGUUCUUCCCCCCCAGGCCCCCGUCUCAUGGGAACACACAGCCACUCCUCGGACAGCCUCUGAGAAGUGAUUCUAAACCCCAAUUUUUCUCCGGCCCUCAAGAGACCGCAAUGAAUCCUUCACCCACCACUCAUACUUAGAACUCGCGUGUCUUUUCUUUUCCCUUCUCCAGACACCCCAAUACGCCUCUCUCCAGUUCCCCGGCUGUUGGCUCUCCAUUCUACCUGGACUGACCCGGAAAGGUUCAAAGACCAGACUUGCUGGCUGUAACUCCCAGAGCACUCACGCCCACCGCACACCCACUUCUAUAAGCGAGGCUGCCGCUAAGUGGAGGUUAUCAGGCUGGUUCGUCUGGUCCGGACCACAGGCUGC